UCUACUGUGCAUAUGAGUUUUAUUUGAGAAAUCGCAAGCAACUGAAUUCAAUACACAAUGGGUUUGCUCACAAUUUUAAAGAAGAUGAAACAGAAGGAGAAAGAAGUCAGAAUCUUAAUGCUAGGCCUUGACAAUGCGGGCAAGACCACUAUACUGAAGAAAUUCAAUGGUGAGGAUAUUGACACCAUUUCACCAACUCUUGGGUUUAAUAUCAAGACACUAGAGCAUAGAGGGUUUAAGUUGAACAUAUGGGACGUUGGAGGUCAAAAGUCUCUACGGUCAUACUGGAGAAACUACUUUGAGAGCACAGAUGGUUUGAUAUGGGUGGUAGACAGUGCAGAUAGAAUGAGACUUCAGGACUGUAAACAGGAACUAGAGAACUUGUUGGUGGAAGAGAGAUUGGCAGGUGCUACGUUACUUGUAUUUGCAAAUAAACAAGAUUUACCUGGUGCUUUAUCAGCGGAUUCAAUCAAAGAUGCACUAGAACUUGAUUCCAUUACUACUCAUCAUUGGUUAAUACAGGGAUGCAGUGCUGUAACGGGGGACAACUUACUAAAGGGCAUUGAUUGGGUGAUAGAUGACAUAGCAUCUCGUAUAUUUACCAUGGACUGAUUUAUGUUGUGUAAUAGGAAUUGUUUUAAAAGUCACCGAUGUAUGGGAGAGAUCAUUUACCCUGUAAAAUCUGUUAGGGUUUUUCUUUUGCAUGUAAGGGAAAUUUUGGCACAAGCAAAGCGUGAAUGCUAGUGAGGUACAUGUUACUGUAACAUAGGCAGUGUGUAAAGGAGAUAACUCUGGCAUUUAUUGAUUGCUGUAAUUUUUGGUUGUUUGGCUGAAAUGAUACAGGUGGCACAGCAUAAGAUAAGAGAGUUAAUGUGUGAUUUCUCUCUAAGGACUUAUGAGUAACUUUAAUUUCUCAUCAAGGAACAAAACCUUACGAUCAUUGUAUUUAUUAUGUGUAUGUAUAAUGUGAUAACAACAAUUAAUAUUUGUUAAGGUCAUCCGAUGCUAGUUUGAGAGCCCAACUGAAGUACUAUUUGGAAUCAUGAUAACCUCCAUAUAUAUCACUAUAUUACAAAUGGUUUUUGUGUAUUAAAAAAUUGUUAAAGUUUAUCCGAUGUAUGUUUGCAGAACUCCAAUAUGUUGAUUGAGUAUGGGGAAAACAGAUUUUUUAUGUUAAUAUAUUAGCAUUUACUGUCUGUUCAAUUAGUACACAGGAAAAUUGAAUGAUAAUACUUUAAUACUUUGCAAUUAAUUAUUGUGUCAACCUUGUACAUGGCUAAUUUUAGGCAGGCACUGCCAUGAGUUUUCUGACAGUAUUGCUUACAGUUGAGUUUGUACGUUCACUAGUUUUAUUACCCCAUGAACAACCAGGAUUAUUUUGAUGCGGGUGUCCUUGUAGUUGGCGGUUGCUACUUUACUGAAUAACACAGGGGAGGUCCAAUACAUGUCAUCCAGAACAGUUAGGGUGAAGGGUGUUUACCAAGGACACAACCAUAUCAGCAUUCACAGGUCCAUUUCUCAUUUUCCAGAGAAACAAAACUGCCAUGAGUACGGAGCUUCAUAUCAGGAACCUGAGACCCUCACCCAAAGUUAUGUAGGCUUAAAGUUGAAAAUAGUCUGUAUAUGUGUUCCUGGGUAAAACUGAAAUAGGUAUUGUAAACUCUGUCAAACAUUGUGUUUUUUGUGCAAUGACAAUUUUCAGUCUGUGUUCAAACAUGUUAACCGUAUAUAAAAGCAGUUUUACCUACAUCCACCAUUGUCACCUGUAGAUAUAUUGUCAGUUGCAUAAAUAUGAAUUUGGAUGAGUUUGCUCUCUGACAGCGAUUUUUGUCAAUAUAUGCAGAAUAACAACAUGAAUUGGGGUAUUUUUUAAGGUUGAUAGACAGUUAAGGUUUGUUGUUUUUUCAUGGUAUGAUCAAACAAGAAACCAACCAUUUCAGCACUCCUUUAACAUAAGGAAAUGGUUCAAUUUAAUUCUUUGAAUUUUCUGGGCCAAACUCUUAGCAGAUAACAAGUGAAGUUUUCCUACUCCUAAGCUUUGUUAUUUUUUAUCUCAUAAAAGAAAAACAUUGAUCAUGUUGCUUUUAAAAUGAUGAGAAUAGUACAUAACAAUGGAAAUCCUGAGUAAUUAUAGAAUGUAGUUGAAAUUACAAGAGCAUGGUAUAGAAUUUCUUGAUGUGGUUCCAACUGUGAAUGUUCAUAGAAUCUGUGAUAAGUAUUUUUUUGUGUAUGAUUGAUCUGUACUUUCAUUUGUAUUUGAAUUUGUUUUGGUUUCAUUAUUUCAGCUUCUUUUUUCCGCGAAAGAAUCUGAUAUUUUGUUGUUUGUACAUGGAAAUGUAUGACAGAUUAAAUAAUUCAGUCAAAUGAAUUUCUUCUAUAUAA
Molecule: messenger RNA, 2382 nt
Organism: Ylistrum balloti
Lineage: Eukaryota; Metazoa; Mollusca; Bivalvia; Pectinida; Pectinidae
Product: ADP-ribosylation factor-like protein 2
Exons: 5
Coding region: 58-612 (184 amino acids)
Biological process (GO): protein folding
Cellular component (GO): microtubule cytoskeleton; cytoplasm
Molecular function (GO): GTP binding; GTPase activity
Source: RefSeq, a predicted model, not a curated record